This is a messenger RNA of Pteropus alecto (black flying fox), 1876 nucleotides long. It is a transcript of the gene RRP8, whose product is annotated as ribosomal RNA processing 8. The transcript is spliced from 8 exons. Gene Ontology annotation, cellular component: nucleolus; rDNA heterochromatin; chromatin silencing complex. NCBI's taxonomy places the organism in Eukaryota, Metazoa, Chordata, Mammalia, Chiroptera, Pteropodidae. The record is from RefSeq and is a predicted model, not a curated record. Gene Ontology annotation, molecular function: methyltransferase activity. The coding region runs from base 219 to 1583 and encodes 454 amino acids. Gene Ontology annotation, biological process: rDNA heterochromatin formation; cellular response to glucose starvation; regulation of transcription by glucose.
UCCAGCCACAGGCGAACGGCAACCGCGUUGCCCUCCCGGCACUGAGUGAAAAUGUCGUCCAUAGCAGCGUCCCGGCGCCGAGUCCCCUAAGUUGGGGAAGCCUGGGGACUGUGAGUGGAUUCGGGGAACGGGGGGACUGCGAAGGUUGGUUCCUGGAGACGCUUUCUGCACGUGGAGAGGCGCGGGGAUCCCGCGACCUCGCCCGCCUCUGUACCCCCAUGUUUGAAGAGGUGGAGUGGGCUGAGGAGGCCCCAUUAGCCGCGAGCCUCCGACCUGUAGCCUCACAAUCUCGGACCGAGGCAGCCUCGCAAGUCAAGGGCUCCAAGCGCCGCCAACUCUUAGCCACAUUACGGGCCCUGGAGGCAGCAUCUCUUCCCCAGCAACCCCCCAGCCUGCCUGGCAGUGACUCUGAGGAGGAGGUGGUGGAAAAGAAGAAGAAACACUCAAAAAAGGCCUUGUUUGCCAGUGCUUCUACUGAAGUAGAAGAGAAAGGGAAAAAGCAUCAAAAACGGGGCCCACCUGGCCAUAACUCUGAGGAAAAGAAAGUAGAAAAGAAGUGCCGCAAAGGGGCCCUUCUUAGCAGUGACUCUGCUCUAGAAGAGAAAAGAAAGAGGAAAUACCAGAAUCGGGCCUCUUCAAACCCUCCCCAGCCCCAGGAUAGUGUUGACCAGACAGAUCCCAAAGCUUGGAAGAGUAGGGCUACAGAUGACCCACCCAAGCCAAGCCCUGGGACCACUUCCCCGCAACCUCUCCAUACCUUGAGUCGCAAGCAGUGGCGGAACCGGCAGAAGAACAAGCGUAGACACAAGAACAAGUUUCGGCCACCUCAGCUGCCAGACCAGGCUCCCGCCACAGCCCCAAAAGAGGAGACAGAGGUGCUUCCUACCCUGAGUCCAGACAGCCAUGAGGCUCGGGGGGAGGCUCUGCGAGCCCGCAUGGCACAGCGGUUGGAUAGUGCUCGAUUUCGCUACCUCAAUGAACAGCUGUACUCAGGGCCCAGCAGUGCCGCACAACGCCUCUUCCAGGAAGACCCUGAGGCCUUUCUUCUUUACCACCGAGGCUUCCAGAGCCAGGUCAAGAAGUGGCCACUGCAACCUGUGGACCGCAUUGCCAAGGAUCUUCGCCAGCGGCCUGCAUCCCUCGUGGUAGCUGACUUUGGCUGUGGGGACUGCCGUCUGGCUUCAAGUAUCCGAAACCCUGUACACUGCUUUGACUUGGCCUCCCUGGACCCCAGGGUCACUGUGUGUGACAUGGCCCAGGUGCCUCUGGAGGAUGAGUCUGUGGAUGUGGCCGUGUUCUGCCUUUCACUGAUGGGAACCAAUAUCAGGGACUUUCUAGAGGAGGCGAAUCGAGUGCUGAAGCCAGGGGGUCUCUUGAAAGUGGCCGAGGUUAGCAGCCGCUUUGAAGAUGUUCGGACCUUUCUAGGAGCUGUGACCAAACUAGGCUUUAAGGUCAUCUCCAAGGACCUGACCAACAGCCACUUCUUCUUGUUUGAUUUUGAAAAGACUGGGCCCCCUCGAGUAGGGCCCAAGGCUCAACUUUCAGGCCUGAAGCUUCAGCCAUGUCUCUAUAAGCGCAGGUGACCUCUGGACCCCCCUUGAAAGGGGAGGCAAGUCUCGAACUCCAGACUCAGAACUCUGAAGACUGUAUCCAGCCAGGCUGUGACCCAGGACCUGGUACUACCUUUCCUUUGUCCCAAGAACAAAGUGUGAUGAAACCCUUGGCUCAGCCCUGCUCUAAUGGAGGCUUCUUGAUUGCAAGAAGCAUAAAAUCACUAGGGACUAACUAAAGGGGUGUAUUGUAAGAACACAGGGAUAUCUGGGAACUAUGCAUCCCCUAGGAAUCAUGGAAACUAGAUGGUUUGGAAUUCAAGGCA